This is a messenger RNA of Penicillium cinerascens, 2082 nucleotides long. RefSeq names its product nuclear export protein Noc3. The transcript has a single exon. Gene Ontology annotation, molecular function: chromatin binding. The record is from RefSeq and is a predicted model, not a curated record. NCBI's taxonomy places the organism in Eukaryota, Fungi, Ascomycota, Eurotiomycetes, Eurotiales, Aspergillaceae. Gene Ontology annotation, cellular component: nucleolus. Gene Ontology annotation, biological process: DNA replication initiation. The coding region runs from base 1 to 2082 and encodes 693 amino acids.
AUGGCGCGUGGUUCGAAUGCGAAAAGGAGACGUCUGAGCCCUCCUGCUGGUGAUGAUGGCGCUGCCUCUCGCAGCAAGGACAAUUCCCACAACCGCGACGACGAAUGGGAUGUCGAAAUGGACUACGAACGCCGCCCGCGAAAAGGGAACAAGAAAGCCAACGAGCACACCCGAUUGCCAAUUAAGACCUCGGAGGGAUUUGUCGAAGCCUUCAAAGAGCCUCAAGUAGCUGAAGAUGCAGCGGAAGAAACCGACAGCUUCCUGGGCACAGACGAUGACGGGGAAAACGAAGAUUCCGACGAUGGCGAGGAGAUAGUCGAAGAGAAGAAGCCCAAAAUCCCGGUCAAGGUGCAGAUUAUGCAGGCCAAAGAGGAUCUUGCCCGAAUCGCUACACUGAUCAAUGAGGACCCCGAAGAACACAUCGCCCUGUUCAAGACAAUGGCUGAGAUGGUGGAGAAGAAAGACUCGGCGAUCACCGUUAAGAAACUCGCUCUGGCGGCUCAGGCUGCAAUCUUCAAGGAUGUCAUUCCCGGUUACCGAAUCCGCCCUCUUAGUGAAGAGGACAAAACCGCGAAGGUCUCAAAGGAAGUGCGAAAGUUGCGCGAUUUCGAACAAUCUCUUGUGUCCAGUUAUCGAAACUACGUCCAUAAGCUGUCUACCAUCACCAAGCCUGGCAGAUUUGUCUACGUCGAUCCUGGUCUGAAGAGCAUCGCCAUCAAUUGCGCCUGCACCAUGCUUCAAUCUGUGCCGCACUUCAACUUCCGCAAUGACCUGCUCAAGAUCGUUGUGAACCGCCUCGCGAAGAAGUUGGUCGAUGCGGACCAACUUAAGUGUCGCGAGACUAUGGAGGAUAUUUUUGCGAAGGACAAUGAUGGUGUCGUUUCCCUUGAAGCUGUCCGAUUGCUCGCAAAGAUGAUGAAAGCUAGAGACUUCAACAUCAACGAGAGUGUAUUGGAUACUUUCCUUCAUCUGCGUCUACUUGGCGAGUUCAAUAUGAAGGCUUCCCGAGACCGGGUGGACCGGGAACCUGAGGACGAUCAGCCCCAUGGCAAAAAGCAGAAGCAGAAGCGGGAGUUCCGCACAAAGCGUGAGCGCAAGGUGCAGAAGGAGCGCAAGAUUGUCGAGAAGGAUAUGAAGCAGGCAGAUGCAAUUGUGUCUCAUGAAGAGCGGGACAAGAACCAGGCAGAGACUCUGAAGCUCGUCUUUGGUAUCUACUUCCGCAUUCUCAAGGCGCGCAUUCCCCACCUGAUGGGACCUGUUCUUGAAGGUCUGGCCAAGUAUGCCCGCCUGAUCAACCAGGACUUCUUCGGUGAUCUGCUGGAAGCCAUGAAGGAUCUUAUCGGCCAUGCCGAGCGUGAUGAACUUGGUGAAGAUGCCGAAGACCAAGGAGAAGAAGACGAGAACGAAGACGAAGAGCGUGCUCCUGCAUCGGAGAGCAAGGCUCGCGAUGCGCGUCGUGAGACUCUGCUGUGCACGGUGACUGCCUUUGCCCUGCUGGAAGGACAGGACACCAGUAAGGCUGCAACAACCCUCCACCUCGACCUCAGCUUCUUCAUCAAACACCUCUACCGAUCCCUUUACUCGCUAUCUAUCAACCCCGACGUCGAGUUUAACCCCAACACAUCUCUGCGCCUCCCAGACCCCAAUGCCCGCGGAGAAGAUGCCCAGUCUCGCAUGCGAUCAAGAAACAAGGUCAACUUCCAGACCCCAAUGGUCUUGCUCCUCCGUUGCCUCCAAUCGUCCCUUCUCUCGCGAGCACACGGUAUGCCACCGCCCAUCCGCCUGGCCAGCUUCGCCAAGCGUCUGAUGACAACCUCGCUCCAACUGCCCGAGAAAUCCGCCAUCGCGACCCUGUCGCUGAUGAAUCAGCUCGCAAAGCACAAUCAACGCCGCAUCUCGUCGCUGUGGCACAGUGAUGAACGCAAAGGCGACGGCGUGUUCAACGCGUAUGCAAACGACAUCGAGAGCACGAACGUCUUUGCAGGCUCAGUGUGGGAAGGCGAGCUGCUGCGCAUGCAUUACUGCCCUCAAGUGCGGGAUUCGGCCAUUGAGAUUGAGAAGUUGGUGAACGAUUCGAAGUAA